UGGGGUCCGGGGAGUAGAGAAAUGUGGGAGGAGGAGGGAGCCGGGUCCCAUUUGGGAGAUGAGCGGAUGGCGUAAGUCCAAACUUCCGAGGGAUCAUUCAGUACCCUGCGAGUGCUGACAGCGAAAGGUAGUGUUCUCUACUGACAGGAAACGAAAGACUGCUCUCAAAAGCUCCAAAAUGGCCAGGCUUUUCUUGAUUUCCGCGGUGGUUUUCACCGCCCUGGUGUCCACCUGCUCUGCUCUCCAGUGUCUCAAGUGUAAUGACUGCGAGAACGAACCGACUAAGUCGUCCUCAUGCCUCCCUGGAUUCGACGUGUGCGCAAAAACUCGUCUUGGCGGCAAAGUCAGGAAAUUCUGCGCCCCGCAACUCGCCUGCCACCUGGAGAACAUCGACAGAACUUCCGUCAACCCGCUGAGGAAUCUCAAGACUCUGUUCAGUGAUGACGAUAUUCACGAACUGACUGAGAAAAGCGGUCUGGCAAGCAAGGAAAAACCCAUCUCCUGCUGUGACUCUGAUUUCUGCAACGGGACGAGCGAGAAGAAGGCUGCUCUAGGUCUACUGCUCGUCCUGCCCUUCCUCUUGUACCUCAUCGGCUGCUGAAGGCUCUGAUGCUCUUCCUUCCGUCCAGCAAGGACUUCAGUGUGUUCAUCCUUCAUUCUGUCUUCCCUGUCAAGCCAUCUCUUCCACAUUUACGAUAUUUGAGAAGUAACUUCUCACACUAACACUUGGUGAAGUUAGGUGAACUUUUUUUCUUAUCAUGUCUUUAUUUGUCUGUUCAGUUGUAAUGACUUCUUGUACUAUUACAUAGGAAUCUCGUGUUCAUAAAAGAUAAUCGUGUUGUGAAACUAAGUGUACGAGUAGAUAGUAUUGAUGAUUUAAUUCAUAUUUUCUAUAAUUUUAUAUUUCUUUAGUGUGUUAGACAGUCAGAUAUAAUUAUUUUUUAUCACGGUUCUCCCAUGAGAGUUCCGAUUGAGAUUUCAUUAUAAUUAAACGUAAAAUUGGUCUAUA
Messenger RNA from Macrobrachium nipponense, 1009 nucleotides. RefSeq lists its product as uncharacterized. The coding region runs from base 179 to 601 and encodes 140 amino acids. The record is from RefSeq and is a predicted model, not a curated record. NCBI's taxonomy places the organism in Eukaryota, Metazoa, Arthropoda, Malacostraca, Decapoda, Palaemonidae. The transcript is spliced from 4 exons.